AUGACCAAGAAUCAAGACCAGAAACCCCAUACUCAAGAUAACUUUUUCGUGAGUUAUUUGAAAAAACGCAAUGACCAGUUCAAAGAAGUGUUAUAUCAACCAAAGAAUCCAAAGGCAGAGCAUUACAUCAACUUGUUCGAGUCCAAAACCAAUAUUAAAAGGGAAUAUGUAAGUUAUACAUAUCUGGAGGUAUAAUGUAAUCUUUGACACAUUUAGGAUACUUAAUUUAAUAAAACUUUUUGAUGUGAAUUAUAAUAAAAUUUGAUAAUUACAAUAAUUUUGACAGUGACUCUUAUCACCGUAUGAUUUUUAAAAUUACAACGGCUAUCUUACUAUUUCAGGCAGCGUAUGGAUUGAUCGCCUUUAUCUCUUUGUACUUUAUGAUCGGAGCCUUUGCUUCAUUAAUCUGCAAUUUUGUCGGCUUUGCAUACCCUGCUUAUCAUUCAGUCAAAGUAAGUAGAAAUCAUGACCGACUUACAUAGUAAAAUACUGUUUUUGUGUAAAAAUUUGAUGAGUUUUUGUUUAAAAUCUUUUUUAAAAUUUUAUGACAUUUUUGAAAAAUCAAAAAAAGUAAAUCGCUUUCAAAUAACCUUGCAUUUAGUCACUGAGAACAGCAUCAUACGACGAUGACAGAAAAUGGCUAGUCUACUGGACGGUGUUUGCCUUCUUUUCUUUGGUCGAUUUCUUUGCCAAUUGCAUUUUAUCAUACUUCCCGGCCUACUGGCUAGCCAAGGUAUGGUUAAAAUAAAUUUCUUUUAAAUGUUUCCUAACUGACGGGCUCAAAAACCACCCUAAAACAUAAUUUUUUAUGUAAAAAAAACUAAUUUUUUAACUAAAAUUUCGAAAACCUAAAUUUUGUCUAAAAAUUUGUGAUUUCAGGUCGUGUUCCUAGUAUACCUCUAUCUCCCUCAAACCAAUGGAGCUGUAUAUCUCUACGAAAACUACGUGGACAAGAUUGUUUCCAGAUUCGACAACCUCCUCGGUUUCCAAAAGCCAGAAAAAACAGAAUAG
This is a messenger RNA of Bursaphelenchus okinawaensis, 1011 nucleotides long. Lineage: Eukaryota; Metazoa; Nematoda; Chromadorea; Rhabditida; Aphelenchoididae. The record is from the annotation of a GenBank genome assembly.